Messenger RNA from Mugil cephalus (flathead mullet), 2057 nucleotides. RefSeq names its product basic helix-loop-helix family, member e22 (gene bhlhe22). Gene Ontology annotation, molecular function: protein dimerization activity. The transcript has a single exon. The record is from RefSeq and is a predicted model, not a curated record. The coding region runs from base 292 to 1098 and encodes 268 amino acids. NCBI's taxonomy places the organism in Eukaryota, Metazoa, Chordata, Actinopteri, Mugiliformes, Mugilidae.
GAUAAUGAUGUAAAAAGACUGGAGCGUCCUGCGCGUAACGAGGAUCACCGCGGAGAUCCAGUGAAGGUGAAUCAGACACAGAAAGAGAGAGAGGCGGGAGAGAGCGGCACUUAUUACACGAGUCUCCUCCUCAUCUCUACACCUCAACUGACAAGUGGAGAGAGCCUGCAACUUCAACACUGACACACAACCAAACGCGUAAAGGACGAACAGAGGAAGAAACUCACAGAGACGCGUCAAAGAGUUUCCAGAAGCGGCCAUAGCCUGCAACGACGCGGAAUCCACGAGGCUAUGGACAGGAGGUUGAACUUGAACGGCGGAGCAGGGGACAUUUUUCACAAAACUCUCAGCGCCGUGUCCAACAAAAAGAUGGACCAUUUCAGAUCAUCGGCCGGCAUUGAACUACCAGCGAGAGACCGCCAGUCGCCGAUAAGUUGCUUUGACCAGGCCGAUCAAGACCCGAUUCAGCCGGGAGGACUGACUGGAGGUAGAGGGGGGCCGCUGGGUCUGCCGACCGGAUCUUUGUGCGUCAAGUACGGGGAGAGCGCCAACAGGACCUCGGCGGCAGAGAGCAGCGGCGGAGAGCAGAGCCCCGACGAUGACAGCGAUGGCAGGUGUGACAUGGUCCUUCUAGCUGACGGGCGGACAGUGGCCGCGGGGAAAACUGAAGGAGGUAAGAAAACCAAAGAGCAGAAAACACUGAGGCUAAACAUCAACGCCAGAGAAAGACGACGGAUGCACGAUCUGAACGACGCGCUGGACGAGCUCAGAGCGGUCAUCCCCUACGCGCACAGCCCGUCAGUUCGGAAACUCUCCAAAAUUGCCACUUUGCUGCUCGCCAAAAACUACAUCCUCAUGCAGGCGCAGGCACUGGAGGAAAUGAGGCGACUAGUGGCGUAUCUCAACCAGGGCCAAGCCAUCUCCGCAGCUUCGAUACCGGCCACCACUGCCCUCGCAGCUCCGGGCUUGGGCGCGUACGAGCAGCCGCCCGGAUACCCCUUCCCCACCGGAGUGGCCGCGUCCUCCUGCCCCGAUAAAUGUGCCCUGUUCAACAACGCCACCUCCAGCCUCUGCAAACAGUGCACUGACAAGCCUUAACUGCGCCUGACAAAGACUCAGAGAAGCACACGACAGAACCACUUUUAAGGACACCUUGGGAGAGAAAACCUGCGAGGUUGCUGAAGUCAGUGGGCUAGAAACAAAAAGUAAUGCCGAUGAAUACUUUUAUAAUAUUUACUAAAUGCAUUGAAACGCGCUUUUUUGUUCAAACAAUACUUGAUUGUGUACAUAAACCAUCCUUAAAGUGCUGGUAUGAAUGACAGUGAAGACCAAACACGCGUAUAAUAGGCCUGUGAGAGUGGCUGCAAGUGUUGAGUGAGUUGUUGAUCACUUGCUCUGUGAAAGACCCUUUUGGAGAUUUGGGUGACCUGACAACUUGCGACUUUUUCCUCCCCCCCCACUUGAAUUGAUGGACACCUUCCCGGAGCGUUAGUCCAACCUCACUUUCUGCUGCUUUCUCAUUUAUUCUCCGUUAUUCUUUCAUUCACCUCAGAGACUUUUUUUUGUUUGUUUAAUUCACUAGUUCAAGGCCUGUUUUCACGAACUUUUCUAUGGAGCACGUGGAAUGUCACGAACUAGAAAUAGAAAUAGAAAGUGGUCUAAGCGGUCAGAUAUUUAUGAGCUAUUCCAGACACUUGUUAAUAGUUGCGCACGCCUAUUACAAUUCAUUUUGGGGGGCACUGUGAUAUAAUAAAAACUGAGAAUUUCUUAGAAAGCCUGAAUCCAAGUGUUUCAGGAGUUUCGUUGAGUCUUUUGUAAUUUAUUAAUUUGGAUAUUUAUGAUGGAUCUUUUGCUUGCAUUGCACAUUGUCGUCAUUUUUUCUUAAUUGCUGUAUUUCCUGCGUUUUUCUCCUCAAACUUGACUGAGGUCUUCAGAUUAAUCGCGUUGUCAGGUCAGGCUGUGGAUUAUUGUAGAUACUUUAGUUAUUAUAUGAGCAAAGUGGGACGUUUGUAUGUAUUUCAGUGUUGAAAAGCUUUAUUAAAAUAUUUUGAACAACA